This is a messenger RNA of Gopherus evgoodei (Goodes thornscrub tortoise), 3556 nucleotides long. Its product is annotated as TLC domain-containing protein 4-like. The record is from RefSeq and is a predicted model, not a curated record. The transcript has 7 exons. NCBI's taxonomy places the organism in Eukaryota, Metazoa, Chordata, Testudines, Testudinidae. Gene Ontology annotation, biological process: lipid homeostasis. The coding region runs from base 93 to 872 and encodes 259 amino acids. Gene Ontology annotation, cellular component: membrane; endoplasmic reticulum.
CUCCGCCUGGGUGGCCGCGGGAGCCCCUGGGCUCCGAGCAGCCGGCGCCCCACGCCCGGGGGCAGGAGCUCCCCAGGUGCCACUGAGCGGCCAUGGAGGAGUCCACGCGGCUGGGUUACUGCAUCGUGGCAGGCAGCUUCGUGGCCUUCCAGUUCUUCUUCUCGGCUGUCAGCCCCCAGCUCUCGCUGGCGCUCAGUCGCCACUACAGCAGCCUGACCGCUGUCAAAAAGUGCGAGUGGAACUCCAGGUGUGUCUCCACUCUCCACGCGCUCAUCGUCGGCCUCUUCUGCCUCUACAUCCUCUUCUUCGAUGGAGCCAUUAACGCCAACCCCAUCUGGGGGGACCCUGACCUGGUGAAACUCAACGUGGCCAUCUCCUGCGGGUACCUGCUCUACGAUUUGCUGCUUCUCCUGCGCUACUGGAAGACGCUGGGCGACUCCCUGUUCGUUUGCCACCACUUGGUGGCGCUGUACGCCUACGGCUACGUGCUGAGUCGAGGGGUGCUGCCCUAUUUCGCCAACUUCCGCCUCCUGUCCGAGCUCUCCACCCCAUUUGUCAACCUGCGGUGGUUCUUUGACACCGUGGGGCAGCCCCGCUCCUCCUGGUUCGUCCUAGCCAAUGGCCUGGCCAUGACCGUGGUCUUCUUCCUGGUGCGCAUCGCUGUCAUCCCCAGCUACUACGCCCGCAUGCUGGCCUGGUACGGCACACCCGAGUACGCCCGCCUGGGGCUCGCCGUGCAGGUGGCCUGGAUCGUGCCCAGCCUGGCCCUGGAGGUCCUCAACCUGGUCUGGAUGUACAAGAUUAUCCGGGGCUUCUACCGGGCCUUCUGCCGGCCCCGAGAGCAUAAGCUGGCCUGCGGCCAUGGCGACUAAGUGGGAGCUGGACUUCCCCAGGGGGCACGGCCGGGGCGCCCCAAAGCUCCUGGCAGAGAUGGACGAUCCACUCCAAUUCCCAUCAGAGCCCAGAGCAACAGGAAUACCUGGCUUGGCACGUGCUGCCAGGCACCCGGACUGCCCCCCCACUGAGUGCCAGCCACGUGCGGGCACCUAGGAAACUCAUGGACAUCACAGACUGGCAUAUGCCCCAGGCACCCAGGAAAUCCAUGGGGCACCGGGACUGGCACUGAACACGGGACGUCUGGACUGGCCCACGCCCCUGGCUGGGAGCCCGGUGGGGCCCAUCUGUGGGGCUGGCAGUGCCCCUCGCAGGGGACUAAGGCUGUCCAACCCCCAGCUAGGGGUGUCUUUGGUGGGGGCCUGCGUGUCCAUGCAUAAGGGGCGCAGAGGCUCCAGCCAGGUGCGGGGUCCCACGGGGCAGGGGCAGAGCGGGGAGCCAUGGUAGGGCCACGUUACUGCUUCAUGAACAGCUUCCCCGCACCCCCUCCCACUCCUGCAAAAAGUGGGAGGAACCCCACACUACUGGGCUGGAGAGUUGGGGGGGCAGGGCCCAUCUGCACUGAACCCCCAAGGGCCAAGGGUUCUACAUAGCUUUUGAGGACACCCCUGUGCCCCAGGAUCCUGCAGUCUGACCCUGGCCCCUCCCUCCCAGACGCUUCCUGGCCCAUAGCACCCCCCCAUCCAUAAAGCUCUGGCCCCUGCCCGACCAGACGGGGCAGCGUUCUUGGGGCUGAUCCUGCUGUGGCUGGAGGAGCUGGGAGGGCACACAGGUCCCAGCAGGGGUGUCUCUACCACAGGUCAGCCCCCAGCUAAACCUACCGCUGGGGCCCCAGAAAACGGGGUUCUAGUCCCUGCCUCUGUGCCUCAGUUUCCCUGUCUGUCAAAGGGGGACAAUGCCUCUUCAUCCGUGCCUUCUCUCUUCAGAGUGGGAGCUUUUCGGGCCAAGCCUGUCCCUCACUCUGUAUCUGUGCAGUGCCCGGCACGGCCGGGGCCCCCAAUCUCAACCAGGGCAGCUCCCAGCACGGCCGGGGGCCCCCGAUCUUGGCCAGGCCCGGACAGCGCCCCUUGAUCUCCCUCUAGGCAUUUCCACACGCCCAGUGACACUCUGAAGUAGCCUCGUGCGGCAGGUCUCACUCCGGUCGGCGCCGAGAUCAGGGGUUUUGGACAAUUUCCAGUGGAGAAUCUCAAACUACUUCUCGAUCCUUUGUUUCAUGACUGACAUUUCUGCCCUAGUGAGGAAUUAACCCUCCCCCCUUGAUACUAAUUUAUUAACCCCAAACCCCCCCCCCACUGGCUCACCCCGAAACCAGGCUGGACUCUGACCUCUCCGGCCACGUUUGUCUCCAGUGUCUGUCUGUCAGGGGAGGGGCGGGACCCACAGUGGGGGUGUCGGCUGUUCCCAGCUUUGCCACUGGCCGGCUGGGUGACUCUGCAUAAGUCACUGCCUAUUCUGUGCCUCAGUUUCCCCCUCACCCUUUGUUUAGAUUGUGAGCUUGUUGGGGCAGGUACUGUAUUUCAUUCUGAGUGUGGGCAGCCCCUGGCACAAUGGAGGGCCCCCGAUCUCUCAGCUGGGGUCUGGGGAGCCCCUGGCACAAUGGGAGCACCCCAAUAUCUCAGCUGGAGUCUGGGUAACCACUGACACAGAGGGAGCACCCUGAUAUCUCAGCCAGGAUCUGGGUAGCCCCUGGCACAAUGGGGGCCCCCCGAUAUCUCAACUGGGGUCUGGGUAGCACCUGGCACAGUGGGAGCACCCUGAUAGCUCAGCCGGGAUAUGGGUAGCCCCUGGUACAAUGGGGGCCCCUGAUAUCUCAGCUGGGGUCUGGAUAGCCCCUGGCACAGUGGGAGCACCCCAAUAUCUCAGCCAGGAUCUGGGUAGCCCCUGGCACAGUGGGGGCCCCGAUAUCUCAGCUGGGGUCUGGAUAGCCCCUGGCACAGUGGGAGCACCCCGAUAGCUCAGCCAGGAUCUGGGCUGCCUCCAGCACAAGGGGGCCCCAAUCUUGGUUGUGGUCUCUAAGGACAGUAGGACCAGUCAGUAAUACACCAAAUUGCACCAGCUGACAAUCUGGGCGUGAAGUUACACCAGAAUCUUCCCCACCUGCGACUCCUCCAGGCCUGGCUGUCGAUUGCCCCUGAGUAACAGCGGGUGCCCUGGGCUGCUGGGUGCAGGGCUGGCCUGGAGCAUUUACCCUGGCACACGUACGUCCCCUUGGGCUGGUCUGCACCAGAGCCUAGCCCUGAACUCAAACCCGCCUCCCCGGGCCCGAUGCUGGGGGAUUCUCCGGCCAGUUCGCUGGAGGUCGAGGGGGGCGACCGUGCUGCCCAGUGCCAGCUCAAACCUGGCAUUUCGUACCCCCCACCCCAAACACCUGCAUCCCCGUCGGCCCGCGCCCUGCAGAGCAGCUCCCAGGCUCCCGCUGCCACACACCCCCUGGGGGCCCCGCAGGAGAAAGGGGGAGGGGCAGUUGGAGGGACGUGGCACGAAUUGUGGGGACUCAGGUUUGCCAUCGUGGCGAGGUCAUUCUCCCGCCUCGUGGCACUGUUCUCACGAGGGGCAGGUCCCCCAUCUGAGGCCUGUCUCUCAUCCUCCCCUCCCCCGGCCUGUGAUCACUAAACGGGGCAGGGGCCUUGGAAGUGACAAUAAACAGGAUUUCGUUUAUGAA